This is a messenger RNA of Trematosphaeria pertusa, 2683 nucleotides long. RefSeq lists its product as uncharacterized. Gene Ontology annotation, cellular component: post-mRNA release spliceosomal complex. Lineage: Eukaryota; Fungi; Ascomycota; Dothideomycetes; Pleosporales; Trematosphaeriaceae. Gene Ontology annotation, biological process: mRNA splicing, via spliceosome. The coding region runs from base 60 to 2273 and encodes 737 amino acids. The record is from RefSeq and is a predicted model, not a curated record. The transcript is spliced from 3 exons.
AACCAACCUCACUCCUCUGUCGAUCAUCUAUCCACUGAAUCCCUUCACGACCUGCAAAGAUGGGUCUUGAAGAUUUUGAAAGAGAGCUUGCGGAAAGCAAAGCCCAAGAGGCGCGCAAGAAGCGGGAUAGGAGUCGAAGUCGCGACAGGCAUCACCGUUCGAAGGAUAAAGACCGUGAGCAUCGACAUCGACACCAUCAUUCGUCCCGCCAUCACGGCGGCGAGGACCGAGACGAACGUCCUCGGCACAAGCGAUCGCGACACCACCGAGAGACGUCCGAAGAGCGCGCGCGCCGAAAGCGAAGAGAACGCGAGCGAGGUGAGGACUAUGAGAAGCGCUCAGGGCAGAAGCACAAGGACAGGCGAAGCCGCUCACCGUCGAGCGACGAAGAAGAGCGCAUAAGUCGGAAGCGCAAAUCGCGCCAGGAUGAUUAUGAGGAAGACUCUCCGUCUGAGAAUGAACCCAUGGAUAAGGAUUAUGCGCCACCAGAUAACGAUAUCCUAGAUCAACAGCUUGAGGAGGCCGCGGAUGCGAACCUGCAGCGCGAUUCUUGGAUGGAGGCGCCGUCUUCUUUAGAUGUAGACUACGUGCAGAGGAAGAAGAGGGAGGGGAAGAGCACCUUUGUGGCAUCUACAGAGACGCAGCAUGCGCUGAAGAUUCAUGAGGCAGAGCUGAGCCAUCACCUGAAGGAUGUGAAGGAGGACGAGGAUGCGAUUGAGGAGGAGCCUGCACAACGGGAUGUGCCGUACACUUUCGGAGAUGCAGGAUCUCAAUGGCGCAUGAUGAAACUUAAGGGCGUCUAUCGGAUCGCGGAAGAAGAAGGUCGAAGUGUGGAAGAUGUCGCGCUGGAAAAGUAUGGUAAUCUCCGAGACUUUGACGAUGCAAGAGAAGAGGAGAUCGAAGUGGAUCGCAGAAAGACUUACGGAAAGGACUACGUUGGUAAAGAGAAGCCUUCCGGUGAGCUAUAUGAGGAGAGGAGAUUAAAGGCCGGCAUCCACAGGCCUCCUCGACGGCCAUCGCAUCCGGAAAGCGAGGACCUACCCCAGGGCGAAGUCGUACCGGAUCCUCGGCCGACCGCAAAUACGGUGAAGCUCAGUCAGACGGAAUUGAACAGACUGAAAGCACAGAUGAUGAAGGCUAAGAUGAAAGGAGCAGCAAACGCCGCCGAGCUCGAAGCGCAGUAUAACGCCGCAGCAGCGGGCCUUGCCAACACCAGGGAGGCCGAUGUCGUGGUCCUGGAUCCAAUGGACAACCGCAUGCUUGCGGGUGGCAGGAAGGGCGAAGUCAAAGAAUUAACGAACAAGAGGGGUCGCGAGCGCGGACUGGUGGUGGAAAAUGAGGACAUGUCUAUUGAGGAUAUGGUCAGACAGGAGAGGCGGACAAAGGGUCAACGCGGCGGCGAAGGCAUGCUUCUCGCGGAGAAGAUUGCCAAAGACGCCAAAUUUGAUAAUGAUCUCGAUUACCUCGACGAAAACGCGACCAAACUCGCUCAACGCGCCCCGAAAUCUACUGUCAAUCUCCGCAAUACCGCAAUUGCAGACUACCAACGCACAAACCGCAUUCUCGACAGCUGCCCGCUCUGUCACCACGAAGACAAGUCUCCACCCCAGCCCCCCGUGGCGCCCAUCGUCUCGCUAGCCACCCGCACCUACUUGACCCUCCCCACGGAACCCGAAAUCAGCGAAGGUGGCGCCAUCAUUGUGCCUGUUCAGCAUCGUACGAACCUCCUUGAAUGCGACGACGACGAAUGGGAGGAGAUCCGCAACUUCAUGAAGUCCUUAACGAGGCUGUAUCAUGACCAAGGGCGGGAUGUCGUAUUCUACGAGAACGCGGCGAAUCCAGGCAGGAAACUACACGCAGCCAUGAACGCCGUCCCCAUCCCGUUCGAGCUCGGCGACACAGCACCGGCAUUCUUCCGUGAGGCCAUCCUCUCCUCUGACGCCGAGUGGUCGCAGCACAAACCCAUCAUUGACACGCUCAAAGCCUCUAGAUCUGGCCAAGGCAGAGCAGCGUUCAGGAAGAGCCUCGCAAAGGAAAUGCCCUAUUUCCAUGUGUGGUUUGAGCUGGAUGGCGGGAUGGGGCAUAUUGUGGAGGAUGAGCGCAGGUGGCCGCGAAGUGAUUUGUUUGCGAGAGAGGUCCUCGGCGGCAUGCUGGAUGUUGAUGUCGAGGUCGUGAAGAGGCAGGGGCGGUGGAAUAAGGGGGAUCGGAGGGUGGAGGGCUUUCGGAAGGGGUGGAGGAAAUUCGAUUGGACGAGGGUGCUUAGUGAUGGGUAGUGAAAAGAUGCUGGCAAGUGCAGCGAAUGGGCCGCAUCUACUCAGGACCCUUAGCAUGCCCUUGUUUAGCUAGGCCUGGCUUCUGGUGAUAGCCGAAAUGGUAUAAAGACGCUUGAGCGCGUUGGUUUUAGCGUCAUGUCUGUCUGAGACGCGGCUUCUAUGUGAAGGCAGUUGAGAUGGUAUUGGGAGAAAAGUUGUUUGAGAUUGUCUUCUUGUCUGACACACCCUGCGCUUCGCCGCGGAACGAAAAACGUCCUCCAAGGCUUCCUUACACGCUUGGUGGUGGCGAUUAGUAAGGAAGGGAAGGAAGGGUAAGGUACUUAGGAGGCAGUAAGAGCUCAGACUCAGACUCCAACUUUCGUACGCAACUACGCACCAUGAACAUAAACGUCCCCACGAACUCGCUCAGC